AUGGUACGUAUAACACCGCCUUGCAUUCCCAACAGCACCGCUGGCAGCGGCGGCGGACGCUCAUUCAAGAAACCAGCGGUAAAUGUAAUACAACCCUUUACUUCUUUUUGGUCUCUAUGCACAAAACAUGCUAGCCGGGCCGCCAAAAAGAUGGCUUCUGGUUCGCCAAAUUCUCCGUUGACUAAGCCAAAGCAACUUUUAAUGACCGUGAGCAACAAGGCGAUGAAAUUCCGGCGCAAGAAAAAUCCCGGCGAAAAUCUUGGUGGAGACGAGGAAGGACUGUGGAAGAGGACUAUAUUGAUGGGAGAGAAGUGUCAGCCGUUGGAUUUCUCCGGCGUCAUUUAUUAUGAUUGCGAUGGAAAGCAAUUGCCGGAGGCUCUCGGAAAAUCACCUCUCGCUCGUACCUUGCCGUUAUAUGCUUAA
Fraxinus pennsylvanica is the source of this 423-nucleotide messenger RNA. NCBI's taxonomy places the organism in Eukaryota, Viridiplantae, Streptophyta, Magnoliopsida, Lamiales, Oleaceae. The record is from the annotation of a GenBank genome assembly.